Molecule: messenger RNA, 3802 nt
Organism: Rhopilema esculentum
Lineage: Eukaryota; Metazoa; Cnidaria; Scyphozoa; Rhizostomeae; Rhizostomatidae
Product: RNA polymerase-associated protein CTR9 homolog
Biological process (GO): RNA processing; regulation of DNA-templated transcription; transcription elongation by RNA polymerase II
Cellular component (GO): Cdc73/Paf1 complex
Molecular function (GO): RNA polymerase II complex binding
Source: RefSeq, a predicted model, not a curated record
AAUUCCGCGGUCCCUGCCACACAUUUCCGACUAUGAGCGUUCUUCACUAAGCGCGAUUCUGUAGGGGAUUGUUUUGCUGUGAAGGAGCUUCAUCCAUACAACAUUUUCAAAAUGGCGACGUCAAUCGAAAUUCCGCUCAAGGACUCGGAUGAGGUCAUUGAGUUGGAUUUUUCAGAGCUUCCUGUUGGGGAAGAGGUACUCAGUAUAUUGCAACAAGAAAAUGCACAACUUCACAUUUGGAUUUCCAUAGCUCAACAAUACUACAAACAGAACCAAACUGAAGAUUUUGUAAAGCUUCUUGAAGCUGCCAGAGCUGAAAACUUCAAUGAUCCAAAUUUGGACUAUGAAAACCAUGAAAAUGACCAGAUGUUGGUGCUGGACACUUUGGCUGCCUAUUAUGUGCAGCAGGCAAGAAAAGACAAAAACAAAGACCAGAGAAGAGAGCUUUUCACCAAAGCUACACAGUUAUAUACAACAGCUGACAAGAUCAUUAUGUUGGAUCAGAAUCAUCUUCUUGGCCGUGCUUACUUCUGUUUAUUGGAAGGAGAUAAAAUGGACCAGGCUGAUGCACAGUUCAACUUUGUGUUGGAUCAGUCUCCUAACAACAUCCCUGCUCUUCUUGGAAAAGCAUGCAUAUCAUUUCAAAAGCGCGAUUUCAAGGGCUCCUUGGUUUAUUAUAAAAAGGCUUUGCGAACAAAUCCUGAUUGCCCUGCCGAAGUUCGACUUGGUAUGGGACAUUGUUUCUUUCGUCUGAAUCGACUAGAAAAGGCCAGACUUGCUUUUGAAAGAGCGUUAGAACUGGACCCAAGAUGUACUGGGGCACUUGUUGGACUUGCAAUCUUAGAGCUGAAUUCGAAAAAGGCUGACAGUAUCAAAAAUGGUGUACAGCUACUUUCAAAAGCUUACUCGAUAGACAACCAGAAUCCGAUGGUUCUCAACCACUUGGCUAACCACUUUUUCUUCAAAAAGGAUUACACCAAAGUGCAGCAUUUGGCGCUUCAUGCGUUUCAUGGAACCGAGGUUGAGGCAAUGCAGGCUGAGAGCUGUUAUCAACUGGCAAGAUCCUUUCACGUGCAGGUUGAUUACGAUCAGGCAUUUCAGUACUACUAUCAAGCGACACAGUUCGCAUCUUCAACUUUUGUUCUUCCAUGGUUUGGACUCGGGCAGAUGUAUAUCGCCAGGGGAGACAAUGUAAAUGCUGCAAAUUGCUUUGAAAAGGUGUUAAAACAUCAGCCAAACAACUAUGAAACCAUGAAGAUUCUUGGAUCGCUGUACAGUACAUCUACGGAUCCAGAAAAGCGUGAGACUGCCAAAAAUCAUUUGAAGAAGGUCACAGAACAGUUCCCAGAUGACGUAGAAGCUUGGAUCGAGUAUGCAGGGAUAUUGGAACAAUCAGAUGUUCAGGCAGCCCUAUCUGCCUACGGGACGGCCUCUCGCAUUCUCAAGGACAAAGUGCAAGCAGAUGUGCCUCCAGAGAUUCUGAACAAUGUUGGAGCCCUUCACUUCCGUCUUGGCAAUUUAAAAGAAUCUAGAAAGUUCUAUGAAGCUGCUUUGGACCACUGCAGACAAGAAAGCAUGCAGGACGAGACAUAUUACAAUGCAAUUUCAGUUACUAUGAACUACAACCUAGCGAGACUUUAUGAAGCACUAUUCGAAUUCGACAAAGCGGAAAAGAUUUACAAGGACAUUCUCCGAGAACACCCUAAUUACAUUGACUGUCAUCUACGACUUGGCUGCAUGGCGCGUGAUAAAGGACACAUCUAUGACGCAUCUGAUUGGUUCAAAAUGGCCCUACAAAUCGACCAGGACAACCCAGAUGCUUGGUCUUUGAUUGGCAACCUCCAUCUCGCUAAGCAAGAAUGGGGACCCGGACAGAAGAAAUUCGAAAGAAUUCUUAAACAACCAGCAACAACAAAUGAUACAUAUUCUUUGGUAGCCCUUGGCAACGUAUGGUUACAGACCCUUCAUACACCGAAUCGAGACAAGCAGAAGGAAAAGAGACAUCAAGAUCGCGCCAUCGCUAUGUUUAAGCAAGUGCUUCGCAUUGAUCCUAGAAACAUAUACGCAGCCAAUGGUAUUGGCUGUGUUCUCGCACAUAAGGGGUACCAUAGGGAAGCUAGAGAUGUCUUUUCACAGGUGCGUGAGGCAACUGCAGAAGUGCCAGAUGUUUGGCUCAAUCUUGCGCAUAUAUACGUUGAACAAAAGCAAUAUGUUAGUGCUAUACAGAUGUACGAAAAUUGCAUGAAAAAAUUUCACACCUCGUACAAUGUUGAACUGAUGUUGUACCUUGCGCGUGCUUAUUACAAAGCCGGGAAACAUGACGAAUGCAAGCUCCUUCUUGUAAAGGCGCGUCACGUGGCUCCACAUGACUCCCUUUUGAUGUUCAACCUGUCGAUAGUACAACAGCGACUUGCUACCGGAGUCUUGCGAACCGAAAAAAGCGACCUCAAAACUGUACUCUCUGCUGUGCGUGAUCUGGAACUUGCACAAAGGAAUUUCGAAUACCUUAGCUGGUACGGCGAUCGAAUGAAGUUCGAUCUCGCCCAAGCAAAAGCCGAGGGAAGGCGUUGCUCAGAUUUACUCAGCCAAGCGCAGUAUCACGUGCAGAGAGCACGCAAAAUCGACGAGGAAGAACGGGAGGUCAGGAGGAAGCAAGAAGAAGAAAGAGAUGCACUUAAAAAGAAGAAGGACGAGGAACAGCGCCAAAAGAAGCUUGUCGAGGAAGAAGAGCACAAACAACUGCUUGAAAAGCGUGCACAAUACGUUGAGGCGACGAAGAAUCUUUUGAAGUUCACACCGGCUGCGGAGAUUGCAAGGGUAAAGGGGGCAGCGAAAAAGAAAAAGGAGGCAAAUCUGGAAGGUUUGAUUGAAACGAGCGAGUCCGAGGCCGAAGCAGCGGGAAGCGAGGCAAGAUUACUUGAGAAAAAAGAGAAGAAAAAACGACAGAGAAAACAACGUAAAGAGAGAGAAAAAGGCGAACCAAAGGCUAAAAAGCAAAGGAAACCCCGAGAGCCAAAGGCACCCAAAGCGAAGAAACAGAAGCAGGAAAUAUUGUCUGCAAAGCAGAAGAAAAAGGUCGUUUCGAAGCAAUUUAUAUCUUCUUCAGAGGACAAUUCGAGUUCCGACGACGAUGAACUCAGGAUUGACGUUGCUAGAGGAAACGAUGAUGCCUCCUCGCAAAGCGAAAGGGAAGAUGCUGCUGCGAAUUCAGAUGCGGAAAAGAGCGAUACUUCCCGCGAAUCCGAGAAAUCUGGGUCUGAAGACGACAAUGCCAAAGCUCAGGCUAGCGAUGAGAGUGAUGACGAUAUGCAAGAAGCAACUGGCAAUGUGUCAGAAAACGAUGAUGAAGAGCAAGGCGAAGAAAGUGAUAUCGAAACAGAAAAGGUUAAAAAGAAAAAGCCAAGCAGAGUACUUAGCUCGUCUGACUCAGAUGAUGAAGAAUGAUUGGUCCAGAUAACUUUGGCGUAUCAACGGUGAAAGCCAGUGAAUGUAAUUAGCCAAGCACAUCAUGCAUUGGCCGUGAAAGCUAGCUACGAGUCACAAAGAUGGCGUCAUUCAUAAUUGUGUAUUUCAUCACACAAGCAAGAUUGGACAGUGCGUUUACGAAACAUAACUCUAUAAUAGCGUGAAGAACAUUCUAGUGGACACUUGUCGACCCUAUCGAAUGUAGUUGGAGAUACACUCCUAGAUUGUCUAGGAAAAUCUUUAACCCAUCAAGUUUUUUAAUUCCAUAGAAUUAUACUUCACUUCUAAACAAGUUAAGAUUUCUUUUAUAAAAACCAAACAUGAAAAUUUCGUCUUA